Danio rerio (zebrafish) is the source of this 5275-nucleotide messenger RNA. The record is from RefSeq and is a predicted model, not a curated record. NCBI's taxonomy places the organism in Eukaryota, Metazoa, Chordata, Actinopteri, Cypriniformes, Danionidae.
GGCAACAUUGUUCAGUCAGUCUAUUCGCCAAGGCGGAUCCAAAAACGCUAAUGCGAGACAAUAAUGCCCUUACACCCUUUAAAGAACUCGCUUUAGAUGCUCUGUCUAUCGAAAGGAGAGGAACGAGUGAAUACUCGCUUCAUUAAAGUGAAAACGUCACGACAGACCUUUAAGUGACGUUGCAAGCGCUGACGUUUUUAUGACGGAGCUGAUUCAGUGGUCUCGGGUGUCGACUGUCACUCUGGCGAGCAGUGCAGGUGGUCAGCGGAGCUUUUACCAACUCAACAGCUGCUGACAAAAAGUGCAAAACACAGAUUGGAUUAACAGUUCAAGAGCUUUCCGGACUUGCCCAUUCUUUCCCAGGAAAUCAAAACACAUUUUCCAUUACGGCAGAAGACGGGAGCUGACACUUCUCUCUUCUGUUGUACUACUGAGGACAUCCAGGAGAUUGUGAGUGUGGGUGGCACUCGUUUAAAAGACUGCGAUGCACCGCUUAAGGACUUGUGCGGCACGGCUCCGGCCUAUAACGGCCUCACAGACUGCUAAAAAUCUAUCACAGCAGGGGCCGGCAGCCACACCUAGGACGUUUCAGCCAUUGAGGUGCUUCUCGUCACCUGUGGCAGCAGAGCCGUUUCUGAACGGAACCAGCUCUAAUUAUGUUGAGGAGAUGUACUAUGCGUGGUUGGAGAAUCCCAAGAGUGUGCACAAGUCUUGGGACAUUUUCUUCAGGAAUGCAAACGCUGGUGCCCCUCCAGGUACAGCUUACCAGAGUCCUCCUCCAUUGGGUGUGAGCCUGGCUGGACUUGCUCAGGCCCAGUCACUCGUGGGGGCGCAGCCGAAUGUAGAGAAGCUGGUGGAAGACCAUCUGGCAGUUCAGUCCCUUAUCAGGGCCUAUCAGAUACGUGGUCACCAUGUGGCUCAGCUGGACCCUCUUGGGAUCAUGGAUGCUGAUCUGGAUUCAUGCGUUCCCACCGACAUUAUUACAUCAUCGGAUAAACUCGACCUUACACAUGUCAAGAAGCGUCUAAGUGCUCUAACCAUUGGAGAGUCUGAAUUUCACUUUGCUGAAAAUUCUCAAAUCUGUAACUGGGAAAAGGGUUUCUAUGGGCUGGAAGAGUCUGAUCUGGAUAAAGUGUUCCGCUUGCCCACCACCACCUUUAUCGGGGGUGACGAGAGUGCUCUGCCCCUCAGGGAAAUCAUCCGUCGCUUAGAGAUGGCGUAUUGCCAGCAUAUUGGGGUCGAGUUCAUGUUCAUUAAUGACCUAGACCAGUGUCAGUGGAUCAGGCAGAAGUUUGAGCGCCCUGGAGUCAUGCAGUUCAGCCUGGAGGAGAAGAGAACACUUCUGGCUCGCAUGGUCCGCUCCACCAGGUUUGAGGAGUUCCUGCAGAGGAAAUGGUCAUCUGAGAAACGCUUCGGACUGGAAGGCUGUGAAAGUCUGAUCCCUGCACUCAAAACCAUCAUUGAUAAAUCCAGUGAGAACGGCGUAGACACUGUCAUCAUGGGCAUGCCUCACAGAGGACGUUUGAACGUGCUUGCCAAUGUGAUCCGUAAGGAAUUGGAGCAAAUUUUCUGUCAGUUUGACUCUAAAUUGGAAGCUGCUGAUGAGGGGUCAGGAGAUGUCAAGUACCACUUGGGCAUGUACCACAGGAGAAUAAAUCGUGUGACUAACAGGAAUAUUACCUUGUCAUUGGUGGCCAACCCUUCCCAUCUAGAAGCGGUGAACCCGGUGGUGCAGGGCAAGACUAAGGCUGAGCAGUUUUACAGCGGAGAUACUGAUGGAAAAAGGGUGAUGUCAAUUUUGCUUCAUGGUGAUGCUGCGUUCGCCGGUCAGGGCAUUGUCUAUGAAACCUUCCAUUUGAGCGAUCUUCCCUCGUACACCACGCAUGGCACUGUGCAUGUGGUGGCCAACAACCAGAUCGGUUUCACUACAGAUCCCCGUAUGGCACGCUCAUCUCCAUAUCCAACCGAUGUUGCCCGUGUGGUCAAUGCCCCUAUCUUCCACGUCAAUGCAGAUGAUCCUGAAGCUGUGAUGUACGUGUGUAAUGUGGCCGCAGAAUGGAGGGCCACCUUCCACAAAGAUGUGGUGGUGGAUCUGGUGUGCUAUCGACGUAAUGGCCACAACGAGAUGGAUGAGCCAAUGUUCACUCAGCCACUGAUGUACAAACAGAUCAAGAAGCAGAAAGGAGUUCUGCAGAAAUACGCUGAGAAGCUCAUUGCUGAAGGUGCCGUUACGCGACAGGAGUAUGAGGAAGAGAUUGCGAAGUAUGAUAAAAUCUGUGAGGAAGCUCAUUCUCGCUCUAAGGAUGAGAAGAUCCUUCACAUCAAGCACUGGCUGGACUCCCCCUGGCCAGGUUUUUUCACUCUUGACGGACAACCCAAGAGCAUCAGCUGCCCAUCUACUGGUCUGCCAGAGGAAGAACUGGCCCAAAUUGGACAAGUGGCAUCGUCUGUACCUGUGGAGGACUUCACAAUUCAUGGAGGUCUGAGUCGUAUUCUGAAAGGCCGUGGUGACAUGAUCAAGAACAGGACAGUGGACUGGGCUCUUGGAGAGUAUAUGGCUUUUGGAUCUCUGCUCAAGGAGGGCAUCCAUGUGCGUCUCAGUGGCCAAGAUGUGGAGAGAGGAACCUUCAGCCACCGUCACCAUGUUCUUCACGAUCAGAAUGUAGACAAAAGGAUCUGCAUACCCAUGAACCACAUGUCCCCUAACCAAGCCCCAUACACUGUGUGCAACAGCUCUCUGUCAGAGUAUGGAGUGCUAGGGUUCGAGUUAGGCUUUGCCAUGGCCAGCCCCAAUGCUCUGGUUCUUUGGGAGGCCCAGUUUGGAGACUUCCAUAACACUGCUCAGUGUAUAAUAGAUCAGUUCAUUUGUCCUGGCCAAGCCAAAUGGGUCCGCCAAAAUGGCAUUGUCUUACUGCUGCCACAUGGCAUGGAGGGCAUGGGUCCAGAGCACUCAUCUGCCCGUCCAGAGCGCUUUCUGCAGAUGUGCAAUGAUGACCCUGACUUCAACCCUAAAAUCACUGAUGACUUUGAUGUGCGUCAGCUUUAUGACUGCAACUGGAUUGUGGUAAACUGUUCAAAUCCCGCCAACUAUUUCCAUGUGAUAAGGAGGCAGAUCCUCCUUCCCUUCAGGAAACCCCUGAUUGUCUUCACCCCGAAAUCUCUGCUUCGUCAUCCAGAGGCCAAAUCUAAUUUUGACCAGAUGCUACCAGGCACUCAUUUCCAGCGUGUGAUCACAGAUGAUGGGCCCCCAGCUCAGAACCCUUCAGAGGUGAAGCGGAUUGUCUUCUGUACAGGAAAAAUCUAUUACGAGCUCACACGUGAACGUAAAGCACGCAAUAUGGAGAACUCUGUGGCCAUCACUCGAAUUGAGCAGCUCUCUCCUUUCCCUUUUGACCUGGUGAGAGCUGAGACUGAGAAAUUUCCCAACGCUGACCUGGUCUGGUGUCAAGAGGAACAUAAGAACCAAGGAUACUACGACUACGUCAAGCCCCGGAUGCGCACCACCAUCAAUCGUACCAAGCCUGUUUGGUAUGCUGGCCGUGAACCUGCCGCCGCCCCGGCCACCGGAAACAAGAACACCCAUCUUCUGGAGCUGAAGCGUUUCCUGGACACUGCCUUCAAUCUGGAUGCCUUCAAAGACCACAUCUGAAUCUGUCUCCGCUACAAAGAAAACGAAAACCCCCAUUCAUCCCACCAACCAAAACAAACCAUGCCAAAUUAUUUUAUUCAUCCCCCCCAAAUAACAAAUAGUGCUUUGCUAACACUCACUCUCCGUCCAAAAAUCACCCUCUUCUGCAAGUUUCAGCACUUUCCAAUUCAUGCUGUUCAUUUUAAAAGGAUAGUUCACUCAAAAAUAAAAAUGCGGCCUUAUUUACUUAAUCUUGACUUGUUUGAGAACAUUGAGUUUAUCUUAUCUAAUGUUGGAAGCCGGUAACCAUUGAUUUCCAUAGUAUUUAUUUUUCCUACCAUGGAUGUCAGUGAUAUUUUUCAAAACAUCUUUUUAGUGAUCAACUCAAAGGGUGAGUAAAUUAAGACAGACUUCUCAUUUUUGGAUGAACUGUCCCUUUAAGACUUGCCCAGAUCAACAAUACUGAAAGCUUGCAAACCGCAGGAUACACUGCAAAAAUGCUUUUCUUAAUUAGAUUUUUGUCUUGUUUCUAGUCCAAAUGUCCAAAAAUUCUUAAAUCAAGAAGAUUUUUCUAGAGAAGCAAAACAUAUUGUCUUGUUUUGCGAAAAAAAAUGCCAAUAUUAGGUGAGUCUUUCGUUGAAACAAGCUAAAUAAUCUGCCAAUGGGGUAAGCAAAAUAAUCUAACGUCACAAGGAAAAAACAGAUUUUUUUUUCUUACCUCAUUGGCAGAUUGUUUUGGUUGUUUUAAGGAAAGACUCGCUUAAUAUUGACAUAUUAUUUCUCAAAACAAGACAAUGCUUUGCUUACCCAGAAAAUACUUCUCGAUAUAAGAAUUUUUAGACAUUUGGACUAGAAACAAGACAAAAAAACAACAAAUUUUGCAGUGUAGGCGUAAGAAAGAGAUUACACAUGAAUAACAGCACAUAUUUUAAUGGACCUAAAAUCUUUUCAACCAAAGCACAGUUACAACCCUCUAAAGAACGUACUUUUACAGUAAUCAACAACUCUUGCCUCUGAACUCAUUUCCCUAAGCUUCCAUGUAGGGUUGUCAUGAUUUGUGUAUGCUACCUUUGCUGUAUGGCUUUAAUUUUAUGCUUGUUUUUCAAUAAUUGUGGACUAAAUUCAGAUGAAUGGAUGAUUUUGGCACAUACAUUUGCAGUGUCUGAUUAAUAGGAAAGAUAAGCGGCGAAAACGACACUUUAUCUCUACCUUUGCACUGUUUUCUGGUAAAAAAAAAAAAAAGAAAAUAGGAAAAACAUUUGGUUCACUGAAGUGGAUGUUUCAGACGUAUUAUUGUAUUUAUGUAUAAAAAAAAUAACUUUGUAUUCUGAGAUGAAAGGUUUGGUGUGAAAAUCGGGCCAGUGUGGAAAACUCUUUACAUGCAUGCUCAUCAGUUUUGCCCCAGGAUCAUUGUUUAUAGAUUGCAUCGUGUACCCUGCACAUGUGGCUGAUAAAUAUCCAUGAUAACUUGUGCCAUAGAGCCCGGCCCAGCAGCAGAGACAUUCAAUAUGGCAAGACAGACACAAAUACACCUGUCUCUGGGUGAUAUUUUAUAGAAACUCAUGAGAACGCUACUUUUUUUUUUUUGGAUCAUUCAGAUUCUCAUAACGGUUCAGCUUCAUACAAUAAACUCAUAAUCUUCUGAGA